ACCUCCUCCAUUGGUACAUCUUCUCGGUCCUCUUUUUGCUGCUUAUACAUCGAAAUCUACUCUCCUCCACGGUUCCUUAGUCAUUGGUGGCCGCCUUCAAUUCUAGACUCGCCCGCCAAGCCCUGCUGUAUUGUGGAGCAGCUCCGAAGAUGCAGCUGAUUCCCAAGGAGAUUGACAAGCUUGCUAUCUCCCAGCUUGGCUUUUUGGCCCAACGACGCCUUGCCCGUGGGGUCCGACUCAACCAUGCUGAGGCUGCGGCUCUGAUCUCAUCUAAUUUACAAGAACUCAUCCGCGAUGGAAAUUUCUCAGUGGCAGAUCUGAUGUCUAUUGGAAAGACCAUGCUUGGCCGCCGUCAUGUUCUACCAUCUGUAGUAUCGACUCUAGUUGAGCUCCAGGUAGAGGGAACCUUUCCUUCUGGUACAUACUUGGUGACAGUACAUCACCCGAUCAGCAGUGACGAUGGGGAUCUAGAGAAGGCACUCUACGGUAGUUUCCUUCCUAUACCACCGGCAGAUGCUUUCCCGGAUCCGAACCCUGAAGACUACAAGCCGGAAAAGGCGCCAGGCGCUGUAAUACCGGUAAAGAAGGGCAGGAUUACUCUGAACGACGGCCGGAAGAGAAUCAAACUAAAAAUUAUGAGCAAAGGAGAUCGUCCAAUUCAGGUUGGGUCGCAUUAUCAUUUCGUCGAGACUAACCCCAAGUUGUAUUUUGAUCGUAUUAGAGCGUAUGGAUAUCGCCUGGAUAUUCCAGCCGGAACAUCUGUGCGAUUUGAGCCUGGUGACACCAAGACCGUGACGCUAGUGGAGAUUGGAGGGAACAAGGUCAUCCGUGGAGGCAAUGCGAUCGCAUCGGGUAAACUGGACCUUAGUCGUGCGGACGAGAUAUUACAGCGGCUGCAAGCUGCGGGUUUCGCUCAUGUCCCUGAACCUGCCGGGGAUGGCGCCUUCAUCAGCCCCUUCUCAAUGGAGCGAGAGGCAUACGCCCGGGCAUUCGGCCCUAGCACCGGUGAUCUGGUGAGACUAGGGUUGACCAAUCUCUGGAUCAAGGUAGAGAAAGAUCUCACCGUAUAUGGAGACGAAUGCACUUUCGGAGGUGGCAAGUCCCUGCGAGAAGGAAUGGGCCAAGCCAGUGGAAGAUCCGCAUCUGAAUGCGUGGACACUAUCAUUACGAAUGCUCUGAUUGUCGACUGGACUGGAAUAUACAAGGCUGAUAUUGGCAUCAAAGAAGGGAUUAUUGUGGGUAUUGGUAAAGCAGGGAAUCCAGAUGUCAUGGAUGGUGUGCAUCCGAACCUGGUUAUCGGCUCAUCUACCGACGUUAUAGCCGGAGAGAACAAAAUCGUGACUGCAGGCGGCCUCGAUACUCAUAUCCAUUUCAUCUGUCCUCAACAAGUAAAUGAGGCAUUAUCCUCUGGAAUCACCACGUUUCUGGGGGGUGGAACCGGUCCAUCUACCGGCACAAAUGCUACCACCUGCACUCCGGGUCCAGAUAAUCUUCGUAAAAUGAUUCAGGCUUGCGACAGUUUUCCGAUCAAUGUUGGUAUCACUGGAAAAGGAAAUGAUAGCGGCAGAGUGAGCAUUGAAGAACAAUGCCUUGCAGGGGCCGCCGGAUUGAAAUUGCACGAGGACUGGGGCUCAACACCCGCUGCCAUUGAUACAUGUCUUGACGUGUGUGACAAGUAUGAUGUGCAGUGCAUGAUUCAUACCGACACACUUAACGAGUCUGGGUUUGUGGAACAGACUAUCGGCGCCUUCAAGGACCGCACAAUCCAUACCUACCAUACCGAAGGAGCAGGUGGCGGCCAUGCCCCCGACAUUAUUCGGGUUGUUGAACAUCCCAAUGUUCUACCGAGCAGCACCAAUCCAACACGUCCAUUCACAGUCAAUACUCUUGAUGAGCAUCUUGAUAUGUUGAUGGUGUGCCAUCACUUGUCAAAGAACAUCCCUGAGGACGUAGCCUUUGCGGAGAGUCGUAUCCGCGCAGAAACCAUCGCCGCCGAAGACGUUCUGCACGAUCUUGGAGCAAUUAGCAUGAUGUCAUCUGACUCGCAAGCCAUGGGCCGUUGUGGUGAAGUUAUCCUGCGGACAUGGAAUACGGCGCAUAAGAACAAGAAUCAGCGAGGAGUAUUGAAAGAAGACGAAGGAACAGACGCUGACAACUUCCGGGUUAAGCGGUAUAUCAGCAAAUAUACAAUCAAUCCGGCCAUUGCGCAGGGCAUGUCUCAUCUGAUUGGAAGUGUUGAAGUGGGCAAGGUGGCGGACCUUGUCAUGUGGAAUUUCAGUUCCUUUGGCACGAAGCCUGACCAGGUUCUUAAGAGCGGAAUGAUAGUCACUUCGCAGAUGGGUGACCCCAAUGCAUCCAUCCCGACUGUUGAACCGAUCAUUGUCCGACCACAAUUCGGGGCAUUCGUACCGAGCACAUCCAUCAUGUUUGUCUCUCAGGUAUCGAUCGACUCGGGCAUUGUUCAGUCAUAUGGUCUGAAGAAACGAGUCGAGGCGGUUAAGAAUUGUCGGAAUGUGAGCAAGAAGGACAUGAAAUAUAACGACGUCAUGCCGAAGAUGAGAGUCGACCCGGAAAGUUAUAGGGUCGAAGCAGAUGGCAUACACUGCGAUGCUGAGCCAGCGACAGAAUUACCCCUGACACAGAACUACUUUGUUUACUAAGUGGCCAGAUGCUCUUGUGUUCAGAGUCAUUCGGCCCCGGAACUUGUCAAGCUGUGCCAUGCCAUACCAUGCCAUAGCCAAAUGUAAAUAUAACUGAAGGCAGCAGAGAAAUAUAUAUGUAUUUCUUUGAGACCGCGUUGGCCAUCUUUGAAGGAUGGUCAACGAGAAAUAUUGCCGCAUCGUAGCUAGAUAAAUAGAUACCUUAGUGAAUAAAUGCUUAUGCUUUGGAGUAA
This is a messenger RNA of Monascus purpureus, 2893 nucleotides long. Lineage: Eukaryota; Fungi; Ascomycota; Eurotiomycetes; Eurotiales; Aspergillaceae. The record is from the annotation of a GenBank genome assembly.